Messenger RNA from Nannospalax galili (Upper Galilee mountains blind mole rat), 2256 nucleotides. It is a transcript of the gene Slc41a3, whose product is annotated as solute carrier family 41 member 3. Gene Ontology annotation, molecular function: monoatomic cation transmembrane transporter activity. Gene Ontology annotation, biological process: monoatomic cation transport. The transcript has 11 exons. Lineage: Eukaryota; Metazoa; Chordata; Mammalia; Rodentia; Spalacidae. Gene Ontology annotation, cellular component: plasma membrane. The coding region runs from base 181 to 1644 and encodes 487 amino acids. The record is from RefSeq and is a predicted model, not a curated record.
CCCAUCCCUUGGCCCUGGCGCAGGGGCAGGGUGCGGCUGGCCUGGGCGGCCGCUCUUCCCUCUUCCUCCCGCCUCAGGGCCUCGGCAGAGCCUGGCGCGUUCUGCCACCUUGAUUUCACCGCUCGCCCGCCCGGAGAGGACCGGUCAGGGCUGCCGGACUCAGCUGUGUGCUAUAUUUCAAUGGAAGGGACUGAGUCCCGACAGCGGAGGCUGGAAGGCUCUGGCAGGCUAAAGGAGUUGGGGCUACCACCUGCUCAGAACACAGGAAGACUAGCAGAGGUUUCAGAAGAUGGACAUCUGGGGACUUCUGACAGCCAAAGUGUAUGUCCCAAACCACUGGAGGCUGAACCCAGCAGGGAGACUGCCUUAUCCAUUGGCCUGCAGGUGGCAAUGCCCUUCAUGUUUGCUGGCCUGGGGCUGGCCUGCGCUGGCUUGCUUCUCAACUACUUUCAGCACUGGCCUGUGUUCAGGGAGGUUAAGGACCUGCUGACAUUGGUGCCACCCCUGGUGGGCCUGAAGGGGAACUUGGAGAUGACACUGGCAUCUCGACUCUCUACAGCUGCCAACACUGGACAAAUCGAUGACUCUCAGGAGAAGUUCAAGAUCAUUAGCAGCAACCUUGCAGUUGUCCAGGUGCAGGCCACCGUGGUAGGGCUCCUGGCUGCCCUGGCAUCCCUGCUGCUGGGUGCAGUGUCCCGAGAGGAGCUGGACUGGGCCAAAGUGGCACUGCUGUGCACGAGCAGCGUCAUCACUGCCUUCCUUGCUGCCUUUGCCCUAGGAAUGUUGAUGGUUUGCAUAGUGAUUGGUGCUCGGAAGUUUGGGGUCAACCCAGAUAAUAUUGCCACGCCCAUUGCAGCCAGCUUGGGAGACCUCAUCACCCUGUCGAUUCUGGCUCUGAUCAGCAGCUUCUUCUACAGACACAGAGACACCUGGUAUCUGAUGCCACUGGUCUGCAUCGGCUUCAUGGCUCUGACCCCUCUGUGGAUCCUCAUUGCCAAACAGAACCCACCUGUCAUGAAGAUACUCAAGUUCGGGUGGUUCCCCAUCAUCCUCGCCAUGGUCAUCAGCAGCUUUGGAGGCCUCAUCCUGAGCAAAACUAUUUCUAGACAUCAAUACAAAGGCAUGGCUGUCUUGACCCCCAUCAUAUGUGGUGUUGGUGGCAACCUGGUGGCCAUUCAGACCAGCCGGAUCUCCACCUUCCUGCACAUGUGGAGCAUACCUGGGGUCCUGCCCCUCCAGAUGAAAAGAUUCUGGCCUAACCCAUGUUCUACUUUCUGCUCCUCAGAAAUUAAUUCUGUAUCAGCCCGAGUCCUGCUCUUUCUGGUGAUACCAGGCCAUCUGAUUUUCUACUACCUCAUCUAUCUGGUAGAAGAUAAGUCAAUGACGAACAGCAAGAUCUUUGUGCUGCUGUAUCUGGUGGCAAGCCUGAUCCAGGUGAUCAUCCUGCUGUACCUUGCAGAAGUGAUGGUUCGACUGAUCUGGCACCAGGCCCUGGAUCCUGACAACCACUGUAUCCCCUACCUCACAGGCCUGGGGGACCUACUGGGCACUGGCCUCCUGGCGCUGUGCUUCCUCCUGGACUGGUUCCUCAGAAGCAAAGCAGAGUCGGCUGGCUUCUUAGAACUGGCCUCUGUGCCUCCCUGACUGAGCCUGCCAGCUGUAGCUCUCAGCGGAACUUUCCCUCACACCAACAGUGUCUGGCAUGCCGUUCCUCCUGCUGGGGCCUAAGGCUGGUAGACAUCUGCCUGGGUAGUGGCCUUGUCAGACUGCCAAGGAGAUGAGCAUAUACCUUGAUUCUGAAGUUGGUAGCUGAGCUUGAGACAAGGCAAUCCUGAAAUCAGAAGCCCUGCUUGCAAGUGUGUGAGUGAUUGGAUUGCCUGUGUGAAUGUGCAUGUAUGUGUGGCGGGCAGGAUGUUCUGACCUGAAGACACUGAGGAAGAUGCAUGUGGAGCUGGUGUCCAUGCAGCCUGGAUGAGGCAGAGCAAGGAGCUCAUUUGCAACCCCAGGUCUCAGGACUGCCCACACCCUGGCUUGACUGCUGCAGUCACUGGAUUCAGUUCUUUGGGCCCCACUAUUGGUGCACCCCGCAAAUGUGUACCCCGUGAAUGUGCACCAUCCCCUGGUAGGCCCUGAGCACAGCUCAUCUGCACCCAGCAUUUCGUUUGGUCAUUGCUUUCUUUAUAUUUUCCCUUUUCUCCAUUUUUAUAGUCCAAUGCUCUGUGUAGGUUUCAGUGACCAGCGAUGUAUAAUAAAGCA